This is a messenger RNA of Musa acuminata subsp. malaccensis (wild Malaysian banana), 1487 nucleotides long. Its product is annotated as chloroplast stem-loop binding protein of 41 kDa a, chloroplastic. Gene Ontology annotation, molecular function: UDP-glucose 4-epimerase activity. Gene Ontology annotation, biological process: beta-D-galactose catabolic process via UDP-galactose, Leloir pathway. Gene Ontology annotation, cellular component: cytosol. The record is from RefSeq and is a predicted model, not a curated record. NCBI's taxonomy places the organism in Eukaryota, Viridiplantae, Streptophyta, Magnoliopsida, Zingiberales, Musaceae.
UUUGCCUCAUAAGCUGUUCCUCCAAACCCCUGUCAAACUUGGCCGCCCCCUCUAUCUCCUGCCAUGGCCGCUGCCGUCACUUUCGCCGCCCCCGCUCUCCCCUCCCUCCACUCCUCGUCCUGUUCUCUACCUCCUCUCACUCACCGCUCUCUCUCCUUCGUCGCCUUUACCUCCCCGACCAUCACUAAGCUCUCCUUUCAUCGUUCCUCGAGACGCUUCUCUUCUGCUCCCUCCACUUCCGUCUUCUCCAUCAAAGCUGCCGCUGCUGCCGCCGACAAGAAGCGGGUCCUCGUCGUCAACACUAACAGCGGCGGGCACGCCGUCAUCGGCUUCUACUUCGCCCAGCAGCUUCUCAGCUCUGGCCAUGAGGUCACCGUUCUCACCGUCGGAGAUGAGAGCUCCGACAAGAUGAAGAAACCCCCCUUCACCAGAUUCUCUGAAUUGGUGAGCGCUGGGGGCAAGACAGUGUGGGGCAACCCUGCGCAAGUGGGCGACAUUGUUGGCACGGCCAAAUUUGAUGUUGUUCUUGAUAACAAUGGCAAGGAUUUGGACACUGUGAAGCCCGUUGCGGAUUGGGCUAUAUCUGCUGGAGUGGAACAAUUUCUCUACAUUAGUAGUGCUGGAAUUUACAAGCCAUUGGAUGAGAUCCCUCAUGUUGAAGGGGAUCUUGUCAAAGAUGAUGCAAGUCAUGUAUUGGUGGAGAAAUAUAUGGCAGGAUUAUCUUUUAGUAGCUGGGCAGUGUUUCGUCCACAAUACAUGAUAGGAUCCGGAAACAACAAAGAUUGUGAGGAGUGGUUCUUUGAUCGAAUUGUUCGUGAUCGACCAGUUCCAAUCCCUGGAUCAGGGAUGCAACUGACCAACAUCGCACAUGUAAGGGACUUGUCUAGCAUGCUGUCUCUUGCUGUCGAGAACAGCGCUGCUGCAAAUGGCAAAAUCUUCAACUGUGUAAGUGAUCGUGCUGUAACUUUUGAUGGAUUGGCAAAACUAUGCGCUCAAGCAGCUGGCCGCGAACUAAAGGUUAUCCACUAUGACCCAAAGGCUGUCGGAAUUGAUGCUAAAAAAGCAUUUCCUUUCCGGAAUAUGCAUUUUUAUGCUGAACCAAGAGCUGCCAAGGAGAUAAUGGGAUGGACUAGCAGUACCAACCUUCCUGAAGAUUUGAAGGAGCGGUUUGAUGAGUAUGUCAAGAUCGGCAGAGACAAGAAGCCGAUGCAAUUUGAUAUUGAUGAUAAGAUCUUGGAGUCUCUUAAAGUCGCAGUUACUGUAUAGAGUGCCACUUUCAUUGAUCUGCUACCAGAGUUUGUGCUUAUCAUCAUCUUGUAUGUAUCGACGCAUAUUGAUCAAGGAUUGUGCAUAUCAUCUACACGCUCUUAAAUAAAAUUUAUGGAGUUGGUAGGUGUUCUGAUUACUUGUAGGGUCAAAAGGAUCAGUUCUUCUGUAAGCUAAAUUUGCAUGUUAAUGCUCUGGAAUGCGGUUGCACUUGAAAUUUA